UCGGCCGGAAUCCGGUGGCAAGGAACCUGCUGGAAUCGGCGAAAGCUGUGCCGGAAUCGAGAAGACCUGUACCGGAUCCGACUCAGAUUUCAACGGAUCCAGUCGCCGGAAUGAUCGACCUCGGUCGACUUUGUGA
Molecule: messenger RNA, 136 nt
Organism: Adineta ricciae
Lineage: Eukaryota; Metazoa; Rotifera; Eurotatoria; Adinetida; Adinetidae
Source: the annotation of a GenBank genome assembly